ACAUCGGAACAAUCGUUAUCGCUUGAGGAGGAGGAAGGAGGAGGCAACUUGUGGAUUGAAAAAACACCGACGCCGCCAGAGUUUGAAAAUAAACAAUUAAUUAAAUAAUAAAUACGAAGAUAUGUUGGAGGAGUUGCGUGAGGCAAAGGUACUGGCCAAUGUGACCAGUGCUGAUGUGGGCCCAGAGGCGAAGGAAUACAAUUUACUACGCGCCGACGAAGAAUAUCGCAAUGGCAAUGUGGAUCACUCGAUUUACUACCAGGUUAAAGCCCAGUUCCAUUCCACCGACAUGCGAUAUAUUACCGAAGCGGAGGAACUGGAGAAACUACGACCCACAACGGAGGAGCUGAUAAGGUCAGCCUCUAACCAGGAAAAAGUGGACUACAAAAGCAACAAACUCUGGCAGAGCAUCCUCAAGCGUCUCCAGGAAGUGGAGCAGCAGAAACCUCCUGAGCAGCCCACCAAAGACGCCUUGGAGUACAUGGACUUUCUGGAGGACGUACGGAAUGCCACUGAGGGUUUAACCCGCAUCUCGGAUAUAUGUAAUGCUAUGCCCAACGAAUGGUGUAUCCUGCACCUCUGCAAGGGCUUCAAUCCCGCCACCACCUACUCUGUGUUCAAUGAGAUAAUGGCCAGCAAUGGAGCCAUUUAUCUCAGCCUGCUGCGUCACUGUAGAAGUCCCCAAUUGGGACCAAUUUGCCUGAGAUUUGCUGGCGACAAGCUGGCCAAUCUCUUCCGGGAAUACAGCACUAUGGUGCAGAGAUUCAAGCGAGUGGUCUUUGUGGAUCCACUCAAUGUGAAGAGCAGAGAGGUUAAGCAAAAGUAUUGGGAGGAGCUGAAAGUUUUUGAAUCCUAUUUGCAAAAACUCCACGCCAACUUGCGGGACAUAUUCCUUCCCUAUUCCUUUCUGUUCUUCGGGAAACGAUACGACUGUAGUGAUGCCCAAAGACAGGCCAAGAUCAUCUAUAGUCGCGUCGAUGAUUUCUGCCUGCUUAACCAGUGGAGCAGUCACCAGCGCGUAUUGCUCUCGCAAGCUGCUCUGCAUGCCAAUCGACUGGACUCCGCGAAUCUCAAGCUCAUCAGCUAUGAGCUAUCCAGCAACGAAAACGAAAUCCAAUCGGUGUACGAUAUGCUCAAGGACUUCGCCAGCGACUGGAAUCAAGUAGAGGAGCGGCAGCCGCUGGUGGGCAGGAGAUUUCCCACCAUCCUGGUGGUCGAUGAGCGCCUUGACCAUUUCAACUGGGAGCAGCUAGUCACCGUUCAAGAGUUUACCCGCAUCAAAUCACUGCAUUGUCUAUGGCGCUUGUUUCAGAUUCACAAAUCGAAGAUAAAGCAUGGCUACUUCACUACGAACAUCAAACAAGGCAUGUGUGUUAUAAAUCCGGAUGCGGAUUUGGUCAACUCCAGUCGCAGGCUGCGCAGCUUCUUUGAGUACUGGCUCCCGCAAUGGAAGCAUAUGUUCGAUACAGUGCCCAACGAGGAAGUGAUUUUGAAGCAGGCCUUUCAGGCGGAUUGUUUUGUCUACGCUGGCCACGGUUCUGGGCUGCAGUACGUCAAUGGACGCACGAUUUCUCGAGCCCAAGUUUGCGGCGUGGUCUUCCUGUUUGGUUGCGAUUCCACGCGCAUGUUAGGCACGGGCCUGUACAGCGCUCUGUACGGCGCACAUGAUUAUUACCAUGGAGCGUUAUGCCCCUCGAUAGUGGGCACUCUAAUGCCCGCAUUGGAUGGCAAUAUAGAUACAGUGUCGGCCACAGCCCUGAGUCUUUGGCUGGCUCCCGGCACUAAACAAGUAAUCCCGUGGACGCAAAUAGAUCGAGUGCCUUGGCUCAAAAGUGGCAUUAUUAAAGGAAAGGAGAAAAGCGCGACCACAAUGAGUGUUGAACCCAACUAUCAUCUGGGCAGCCUUUGCUCCAUUAUCUCGCUGGUGCACCAGGGAAAAGUGGAGCCUCAGGUCUACAACUACAGCAUUUAUGUGUGCCGCGGUCUGCCCGCAUGGAAUUUGGCCGUUGAAAAGAUGCCUUUGUAGACUAAAUUGUGUGCUGUGUCGUUGAGUCGAUCUCACUAAGGCAAUUGUUUAGCAAAAGAAACCAUGUACAAUAAUCUUAUUUAAUUGAACUACUUCAUUCAAGUGGAAAGUGGUGCUCAUAAGAUUACAUUAAAAGUCAUAACACUCAGAAUCGUAGGAAUAAAUCAGUACACUAAAAUAUAUUA
This is a messenger RNA of Drosophila gunungcola (fruit fly), 2211 nucleotides long. RefSeq lists its product as uncharacterized. The transcript is spliced from 7 exons. Gene Ontology annotation, cellular component: nucleus; mitotic spindle; centrosome. Gene Ontology annotation, molecular function: cysteine-type endopeptidase activity. NCBI's taxonomy places the organism in Eukaryota, Metazoa, Arthropoda, Insecta, Diptera, Drosophilidae. Gene Ontology annotation, biological process: proteolysis; meiotic chromosome separation. The coding region runs from base 122 to 2026 and encodes 634 amino acids. The record is from RefSeq and is a predicted model, not a curated record.